AUGAUCGGUCAGGAGCUGGGAGUCGCUCAUCGACAAACGAUGCGUCGAACGCUCUUAGUUCUCGUCGUGUUCGCUGCAUACGAUCAGGUGCAAUGCCGCGAAGCCCGAGCUCGCUGCCUGCAUCAGGUUCGAACGCCGAGCAAGUGCUUCGCAGAAGGAACGUGCGUGCUCCACGCGAGGCUCACGCCUUCCGAAAAAUCGACUGAGUUCUAUUGCUGUAAGCACGGUUUCACCAGCAGCAACAAUCAAUGCGUGGACAUCGAUGAAUGCAAAGCAGUUCCGCCGCUCUGCGAACACACCUGUCACAAUCACCCUGGAACCUACUCGUGCGGAUGCGGUGAGGGAUCUGCGUACGAUGACGCCACCGGAGCUUGUAUCAAAGUCAGUGUGUGCUCAGCGCUCAACUGUAGCCAUUCCUGUACUUAUAAUCAGGAGGGUCCUGUUUGCGACUGUCCGAGGGGAUUCGUCCUGGAGUCCGGUAAUAAAUGCAAAGCCGUGGAGAAAAUAUGUCCGACCGGAUACCACAUGGAAUACGAUAGCCAUACGUGUCGGGUGAUGGGAGAUGCGCCGCAGAUGAUUUUCGAGUACGAAGGUCAAGCAUACGAAUACCCGCUGCGCGAGGAAUCUCAACUGAAGAAGAUGGUCACGGUGGAGGGUGUAGUCAACUCGAUUUUCUACGAAUCUCGGAAGAACCUCGCAUACUUCGCUGGCAAACAGCUCACCGUGUAUAAUUUCAGCACCACACCUCCCGCCAGCACCGUGCUAAGCCUUCCUUCCUACGCGAUCAGUCUUGCGGUGGACUACGUGAACGACCACGUAUACGUGCUUGAUGAGUCUUCAUUGGACCUAUGGUCGAGCAAAGACGAUAAAUUUACAUUGUUGGGAACACUCAUCGAACACGAUGGCUCCAUGACUUCUCUCGCGAUCGAUCCCGGGAAAGCGUGGCUAUUCUACUCGUCGAUCGGCGUUGUUGUCCGAGCCCGGCUGGACGGACGAAAAUUCUCAGAUCUAUUUCGAUUUUACGACCACGUCGAUACCGAGGAUGUCACGAGCGAAGUUCUCGCGAUCGACAAUAUCGACCUCAAUGAUAUCUUCGUGUUCUACGCUGUGAACAAGAAUAUAUUCAGCUUUGCCGUUGACGGCAAACAGAGCUUGUGGGUGACCGACAGUCUUCCGGGAAACGUUGCUUUUAUGGAUGUUUUUGAGGAUUUCAUCUAUUACACGAUGGAAGGGAUCGACGGAAUCCAUUCACGGACAAAGGACGGUCUCAAAGCUCCCAUCACUUUCUUCAUGGGACAGGGGGUGCGCGCUAUCUACGUGAAUCAUCACUAUCGACAGCAGGACGAUAUUUCGUGGAGAUGCAGUAAGAAAUGUGACCAAAUCUGUUUCCGUGACGUGGCCGACUCCGCGCGGUGUAGUUGCACGUCGGACUACGUUCUGGGUCAGGAUAAGAGCUCAUGUUUGCCUGUCAAGCCCGCAGAACCGGUGAGCCCUCUCGGAACUCCGAGUCCCCAGAUAGAGAGCCGAGAGGAUUCUGACGCGCUGUGGGUGACGACGACGUCAACGUCGUAUAAUGCCUUACUCCUUGUCGCAUGCAUUCUUCUCGUGAGCGUUUGCGUUGUCCAAUCUCUACUCGUGUGGUGGUUCUACCCUCGAAGGAGAUACUCGCGUGGAUUGAGUGCAUCGUUCGCAACUAGCUUGGACGGAGGCAGUAGUUGCGUGGCUCUGGACUCCGUGAGGGAUCUUCAGAGCUGAUGCUAUCCUGAGAAGCCCUUUCGAAAGGUCCGCCACCGAAUGUCGGGCCCUCUCGUUCAACCUUGACG
Galendromus occidentalis (western predatory mite) is the source of this 1823-nucleotide messenger RNA. Its product is annotated as low-density lipoprotein receptor-related protein 2. The coding region runs from base 1 to 1755 and encodes 584 amino acids. NCBI's taxonomy places the organism in Eukaryota, Metazoa, Arthropoda, Arachnida, Mesostigmata, Phytoseiidae. Gene Ontology annotation, molecular function: calcium ion binding. The transcript is spliced from 3 exons. The record is from RefSeq and is a predicted model, not a curated record.